AUGGCGGAAGUAAUGAUGAAAGGUGAUUCCAGCAGGGAUACGGAGGAAAUAGAAGUGGAACCGAGUGUCAAGCGACAGAAAUACGAACCCGUAUUGGAAGAUAUCAGUAGUGAUGAAAGUGAUCUAGACCUUCUAGAUGGACAAGACGUACAAAACAUACUGGAGGAUUUAGAAGGACCAGAUAUUGAGUUGCUAGAGAAAGAUAGCUAUCAGAAAUCAGAAAGUGAUGUAGAAUCAGUUAUGGAUAGUGGUCAGAAGUUAGACAGGAAUGUAGAUUCAGUGAAGGAUGAUGCUGAUUCAGUGAGGGCUAAUGAUCAUUAUUCAGUGAGUGAAGCUGAUUCAGAAGAGGAUAGCGAUCAGCACAAAGAGAGCAGUUCAGUUACGGAUAGCGAUAAGAAUUCAGAGAGUGAAGCUGAUUCGAAGAAUAGUGAUCAAACCUCAGAUAGUGAUUCAGAGAGUGAAACUGAUUCAGAGAAGUAUACCCAUCAGAAUUCAGAGAGCGACUCAGUGAGGAAUAGCGGUCAAAAUUCAGAGAGUGAUGUAGACUCAGAGAGAGAAAAUGUUCAUAAAUCAGGGAGUGAGGUUGAUGCAGAGGAGAUUAAUGAUCAUAAUUCGGCGGGUAUUGUCGCUUCAGGAAAUGAUUCUGAUCAUGAUCAGUAUGCUGUUAGUGCUGAUGAUUUUGAUGACUUCCCUGCUUACAAAAAUAAACAAAAUCCCAAACAGCUUGCAAAUAUAAACAGAUACCCAAACAUGUACUCCAAUGGAUAUACUUUAGCCCUGCUUGCAGAAUUCGACAGAUACCUUAACAUGUACUCCAAUGGAUAUACUUUAGUCCUGCUAGCACAUAUAAACAGAUACCCAAACAUGUACUCCAAUGAAUAUACUUUAGCCCUGCUUAAAACAUAA
Mercenaria mercenaria is the source of this 906-nucleotide messenger RNA. RefSeq names its product clumping factor B-like. The coding region runs from base 1 to 906 and encodes 301 amino acids. The transcript is spliced from 2 exons. The record is from RefSeq and is a predicted model, not a curated record. Lineage: Eukaryota; Metazoa; Mollusca; Bivalvia; Venerida; Veneridae.